UGUUAUUAAAAGGUGGCUAUUAUUUAAAUAAAUGUCAAAAUAAUAAUAUUAAAAUUUUAACUCGAAUUUUUCUUGACGUAAAUACAAAUUAAACAUUUCUAUAUUUUUAAUUAUGAUUGUCAUUUUAUAAAUUUUGUUCAAUAAACAAUAUGUUUAAAACAUUGAGAAUAUUAUCGACAAUUAAUUUACAUAGCAGUGGUAAUAAUUUAUUUUUCAUUAUAUCAAAGCAAAAAUUAUUUGCAAGGCAAUUAUCAACAAAAUAUCAAUUGAAACAAAUUCGAUUAAAACGUUAUGAAUUUAUUCAACGAAAUGAAUUUCAUACAACUGAACCACGUAAAAUACCGCCAAUUGUGGCAAUAUUAAUUCGUCCACUCGUUCAAUUUGGUGGAUUAAUAUUUGGAAGAGCAUUUAAAAAGUGGUGGAAGAAAAAAUCACCGGAAGAACAAAAAGUUUAUAUAAAUUGGUUGAAAAGUAGAAAAAAUGCCUUUUUUGGAUUUCUUGGCUUUUUUAUGAUUGCACUAUUUGUUUAUUAUAUAACUCAUUUACAAACCGAUCCAAUAACAAAGCGACAGAGAUUUAUUAUUUUCAAUAAAGAACAACAGGAAUUUUUUGAAAAAUUCACUCUUCAAAUGCACUUGGAAGAAAAUAAAGGUCAUAUUGUGCCAGAGAAUCAUCCGGUUUAUAUGAGACUCACAAGAAUAGUUCAACGAUUAGUAAAUUCAAAUAAGGAUUUACAAUCUGUCAAUGAUAAACAAUGGAGUCUUACUGUUGUGAACGAAAAAUUAAAAAAUGCCUACGUUCUUCCGGGAGGUCAUAUUUUCGUAUUUUUAGGAGCUCUUAAUUUAGUCGAAAAUGAUGAUCAGCUUGCAAUUAUUUUAGCUCACGAAAUGGCUCAUGAAUUAUUAAAUCACUCGAUGGAACAAUUAUCAAGAGGAGUUAUUUUAGAUAUUCUUUUGGCAUUACCAAUUGUUUUUUUGUGGGCAAUUUUUCCUGAUGCUGUAGCGUUUAUUUGUCAAAUAUUGGGUCAAUCGGUAAUUAAUAUUCUUCAUCGUUUACCAUACAGUAGAGCAUUGGAAAGUGAAGCUGAUGAUGUAGGAUUAAUUCUAGCAGCAAAAGCAUGUUUUGAUGUUAGAGAGGCAGUGGUAUUUUGGGGUAUAAUGAGAAUGUUAACUGAAUUAAAAAUUGAAAAAGACAUACCUCCAUUAUUGUCAAGUCAUCCUGAUCAUGGUGAUCGAGAAAAGCAUUUAAAUGAAUUAAUGCCCAAUGCAAUUGCAUUAAGAAAUAACGUUAGGUGUGCCUAUCUUGAUCCUAGAGAUCCAAGAAAUAGAUUUUAUAUGCGUUCAAAGGAAGAUCAUGAAUUAUAUUUUAAACAACGUGGAAUUAUUAGUACGUGAAUUAAGAAUUAAAAUUUUAAUUGUAAAAUUGCUUGUAAAAAUGUUUAUAUAAAAAAAAUGACUCAAUUAUAUUUAGAUUUAGGAUGUUUUAAAAAUAUAUAUAUUUAUUUUGUUUUUUGAAUUUAUAUAUAAAUAUUAUUAUUAUUACAAAAGUUGUUGUUUUUUGUAACAUUUAUUUAAAUUUUGCAACAAACAGGGAUGAGAAGUUAACGAGUAAAGGUGUAUUCAUAAUAAAAGAAAAAAUUGUGACAAAAAAAUAUUUUAGGUUAUGCUGUUGUAACGAGCGACUAUAAUCCUCGCUCGAAUCAUUUCGAUGUAUCGAAUGAGCGAUACAUCGAUGUGAUUAAUUAAGAUUUAAAUAAUUUAAUUGAGGAUUAAUUAUAAAACAUCUUAAAACACUUAAUAUUUUCUCACGAUAAAUAUAAUAGAGUCUUUCACAUAAAAGAAAAUAGCAUGACUAAUUCUAAAGUAUUUCCGUCAACUAUUAAGUUUAUUCCAAUAUCGUAUUUCUUUUAGCAACACAAAAUACUAAAAGAGAAAUGUCGUAAAUCAGUCCAAGAAAAUAAGAGAAAAUAUAUUCUCAUAUUUUCUCUCAUUUUCAAAUUUUAAAUGUAAACCUAGAACGUCAUAAAAACCACUUGAAAAAAUGUGAUCCUUUCUAUAAAAAAAAGGGACACUAAACACAUGUUGACCAGACACGGACUUUUAUUACCUUCAAUAGAAAAGUCGCGUACGGGCUAAACAAUGAACGAAAGUUUACAACGGAAAUGCUUUGUAUAAGAAAUGCUUUAUUUAAUAAUAAAUAAUUAAAUAAUUAUUUAUGUACAUGUUUCAGUAUAUUUACACAUUUGUAUUUAAGCGUUAUUAAUAUUGUUAAUUAAUUAAUAAUUGAUUAUCAGAAUAUUAUAAUUUAAUAUUAUUAUAAUUAUAUCAUAAUUAAUAUUGUUAUAAUUAUAUUAUAAUAAUAUAAUUAUGGAUUAACCAUAUAAUGUUGUGAUGAUUAAUGUUUAUUAUAUUUUAAUAAAUAGUAUGUUGUAUGAUGGGAGAGAUUGUGUAUAAUCUCUCUUAUGUAUGUGUGAACAUAUAAGUAACACUAAGGAACGAUGUGAUAAGUGUUAGUGAAGUGAUACACGUAUAGGAGUAGCGAAUACGCUCCAUAGUGAAGCAUGCGCACAAACUCAAAAUGGACCAAAAGCGGAGAGCGACUCCGCUGGACCAAAAACUCUCUAAGUUAGUUCUAAUCUUGACUCUGGCUUGAAAGGUUGUUUUCUAAACUCCUUAGUCAGCUUUGUAUUUUAUCAUAUUAAUAAAUUACAGGGUUUUACCUUCGAAGGAAGAACUAAUAAUUAUUCUUCCUUUGAACGGGUUUCCCUUCCGUUGUAUCGGAA
Molecule: messenger RNA, 2782 nt
Organism: Leptopilina boulardi
Lineage: Eukaryota; Metazoa; Arthropoda; Insecta; Hymenoptera; Figitidae
Product: metalloendopeptidase OMA1, mitochondrial-like
Exons: 7
Coding region: 150-1394 (414 amino acids)
Biological process (GO): mitochondrial protein processing; protein quality control for misfolded or incompletely synthesized proteins
Cellular component (GO): mitochondrial inner membrane
Molecular function (GO): metalloendopeptidase activity
Source: RefSeq, a predicted model, not a curated record